GAGUCCAAACCCUAUUAUUUUUUUUUUCUUACCCACCGGAAAAACCCAAUUUAAAAAUACAAACUAAAAAAAAAAAAAAAAGAAAUUUAUAUAAAUAUAUAUAUAACUUUUUAAGGAAAGGAGAAAAAAAGAAAACAAUUAUUAUGUAAAUAACGAGGGAGGAAGAUGGUAUUGUCUGUAAUAUAAUUUUCCAGAUCGGGGGGGACAGAGUUAAAGCCUUCGAUUUUGGUCUCUUAGAUCGCCACCAUUAACCUACAUUGCUACGAUCUCAUCGCAAAGUUUGAAAAUUUUUUAUUCUUUUUCAUAAUUUUUCCUUUUUGAGCUCGAUCUGGUUUGAAUGGAGUUUUGUUUGGAACUCGGUUUGAGUUUUAAAUCUCUGUAGCCGGGUUGGAUUUUUUUUUCUUAUGUGGUUUUUUUUUUGGCCGAUCUGACCGGGGAUUUAGGAAAUUUUGCAUAUAGAAACUUGUUAAAGGAUUUUUUGAGGAUCAGAGUUUUCGGAUGAAUUUGGGGUUUUGAUUAAGUUUGUGAAACUGCAUUGUGGAUAUUCGAUAACAGAAAAUAUAUAUAUACAUAUAUUCGUGGGAAUUAGCCGUUUGGUUCUUUUUUUUUGUUUUUUUUUUUGGGGGUUUAAUUUGAGAGAUGGAUCCCUUAUCAGUAAUCAGUGAAGAGCUUGCAGAGAUUGACGGCCAAAUUACCGACAUUUUCCGGGCAUUAUCAAAUGGGUUUCAGAAGUUGGAGAAGAUUAAGGACUCCAAUAGGCAGAGUAGGCAGCUGGAGGAGCUUACGGGGAAAUUGCGAGAAUGUAAGAGGCUUAUUAAAGAGUUUGACAGAGAAGUCAAGGAUAUGGAGAGUAGAAACGAUCCAAGCACCAACAAGAUGCUUAAUGAGAAAAAGCAGUCUAUGAUUAAAGAGUUGAAUUCAUAUGUCGCUCUAAAGAAACAGUAUGCAACCAAUCUUGAAAACAAAAGAAUUGAUCUUUUUGAUGGAACGGCUGAAGAGCAUGGGGAAGAAAAUGUCUUGCUAGCCUCAAAUAUGACAAAUCAACAGCUUAUCGAUAAUGGAAAUCGGAUGAUGGAUGAAACUGAUCAAGCCAUUGAGAGGUCAAAAAAGGUUGUUCAAGACACUGUCAAUGUUGGAACAGAGACAGCAGCAGCUCUCAAAGCUCAAACUGAACAAAUGAGUAGGAUUGUUAAUGAGCUUGAUUCAAUCCAUUUCUCAAUCAAGAAAGCAUCUCAGCUGGUCAAGGAAAUUGGUAGGCAGGUUGCAACUGACAAGUGUAUUAUGGUAUUUCUUUUCCUUAUUGUUGUUGGAGUCAUAGCCAUUAUUAUCGUGAAGAUUGUGCAUCCAAACAACAAGGACAUCCGGGAUAUCCCUGGAUUAGCCCCUCCGGCAACCCGAAAAUUACUUUGGAGCCAAAGAUAAGAAAAGAGAAAAAGUUAGGAAGGGAUGAUCAAUGUCUUGACUUUUGUCAGGAUGGUGUUUGUGCUGAGAUUUUAUGAACAUGAGUUUGGCUUGUGAUACUUUUGCCAGUCCUUGGUGUCACACAGCAAAAGUGGUGGGUUAGUGGAAAUAAUAAUGUCAUUGUAAUUUUUGCCCUAGACCGGCCAACAUUUUCCAAAUGCUAGUUCCUAGCUGAUGAACAUGAAUUGGAUGAGAGAUAUGUAUGGUCACAUUUUUUUAUUUUGUUCCCCAGACCCUUAAAGAUUAUAUUUAAAAUUGAGGGAUAUAGCCCAUGUGUGUAAUUGAGGUUGUAUUAUUUUAUAUCCUGUAUAAUAAUAUUUUAGAGAUUUUUUUUUUU
This is a messenger RNA of Ziziphus jujuba (common jujube), 1798 nucleotides long. Its product is annotated as novel plant SNARE 11. The transcript is spliced from 10 exons. The record is from RefSeq and is a predicted model, not a curated record. Gene Ontology annotation, molecular function: SNARE binding; SNAP receptor activity. Bases 640 to 1422 code for a protein of 260 amino acids. Gene Ontology annotation, cellular component: endoplasmic reticulum membrane; ER to Golgi transport vesicle membrane; Golgi apparatus. Gene Ontology annotation, biological process: vesicle fusion; retrograde vesicle-mediated transport, Golgi to endoplasmic reticulum. Lineage: Eukaryota; Viridiplantae; Streptophyta; Magnoliopsida; Rosales; Rhamnaceae.